This is a messenger RNA of Lactuca virosa, 2053 nucleotides long. The record is from the annotation of a GenBank genome assembly. NCBI's taxonomy places the organism in Eukaryota, Viridiplantae, Streptophyta, Magnoliopsida, Asterales, Asteraceae.
AUGAAUAGUAUUCUUAUGUUUUCAUUUGGGAACAGGACCCGUGAAGAUUAUGUGUUCUUCGCUUUGGGCAAUGGAGUUUCACUAAGGAUUUUUUUAAAGCUGGGCCAGGGCAACUCGCGUUUUUAUCUUCAUACUCCAGUUGCUUUUGAAGCUCGUGAAGUGAAAAUGGAAUUCAUUGCUUCAAGGCACAAGCGCAUGAAAAGUGAUCCAGCUACAGAAAGAAUCCAUGAUGCUAAGAACGUCAUUUUCACAGCUCAACUACCUCCAAAAAAGGCUAUGGAGCAGGUGAAGAUUUGUCAAGAGCCUGUACUAAAACCUUGUGAAAGCAUUGAAGUUAAAAACAACACUCUAAAAGAAGAGAUUGAACAACUCCAGAAGCAACUCCAAGAUCAACUUGUAAUACGCAGUGAACUAGAGAAGGCAACGACUACCAGUCAAUCUUUCUUACAAGAUCCUCUUGAUGUAGCCUCACUUACAAAGUCUUCCAAGGAUCUAAUCAAAGAAAUAUCCAUACUGGAAUUUGAAGUUAAGCAUUUGGAGAAGUAUCUUUUAUCAUUAUACCGAAAAACUUUCCAAAAAAAGGAACAAUCUUUAUCAAGAUCAAAGGAACAACAACAACAGUUGUCGAUUGUCAACUCUACAACUUUUGUAACAGCUCGAGCCUCCUUCGAUAAUCCACCUAAAGAUUUUUGCCCCAUUUUGGAAUCACAGCAACUGGAAGAUUCCUAUGUUAAUCGAAGCCACUCAUCACUUUCUUACAGAACUCCACCACUUUACAUGGCUGUUAAUCAUGCUGUGGAUUCAUACCAUUCUUUACCCUUAGGAAUGCUCGAGCUUGGUAAAGAUGAUUAUUCAAGCGUUAGUCUUUCUGAGCAUCUGGGUGGAUGUAUUUCCAAUAAUAUCCGUACAUCAGCAAACUGGCUUUCAGAGGAAAUGAUCAGGUGCAUCGCAAGCAUAUACAGUCACAUUGCAGAUCCACCCUUGAUUCAUCAUCAUGACUUCCUUUCAUCUCCCAUAUCAUUUCCAUCACCACCAAGUGGGUCUUCACCACGAGACCAGUUUAGCAUGUGGAGCCCACAUUGUGAGGAAUCAGUGGAGUUCAGUGGAAAUUACUUUACUACCCUUGAAGUUCAAGGUAUUUGCAAAAACACCCACAGGCCAAGUAGUGUUGAACAGAAGCAACGCACCUUCAGGUCUCUUGUUUCUCAGUUAGAACAAGUUGAUCCUAGAAAGCUGAAACACGAAGAGAAGCUAGCUUUCUGGAUCAAUAUACACAAUGCACUAGUAAUGCAUGUCUUCCUGGUUCAUGGAACUCCUCGUACUGCUCUCAAGAGGAUAUCAUUAGUCCAAAAGGCUGCUUAUAAUAUUGGUGGUCAUAAUAUUAGUGUUGGAGAUAUACAGAGUACAAUACUUGGAUGCAGACUGCCUCACCCUGGACAAUGGUUUCAAUCUUUGCUAUUUCCAAACCCAAAGUACAAGUCAAGAGAUGCACGAAAAGCUUAUGCAAUGAAACAGCCACAACCUCUUGUAUACUUUGCACUUUGUUCGGGAAGCCGUUCUGAUCCCAUGGUGCGAAUAUACACUCCUAAAAGUGUCUUCCAAGAACUUGAAGUUGCGAAAGAAGAGUACAUUCAUAAUAACUUCAAGAUCCAAAAAUCCCAAAAGAUGUUUCUCCCAAAGCUUGUGGAUCUUUAUGCAAAAGAUUCGGGUUUGUGUCAUGCCAUUUUAAUGGAAAUGAUUGAACAUUCGGUGCCUGAUUGUUACCAAAAGAGCUUCAAAUCGAUUAGAAAUGCAAAAUCUUUGAAGAAAAUCGAAUGGGUGGCUCAUGAUUUUGCUUUUAGGUAUAUACUUUCUCCUGAUUUAGCCAAGUGAAGUUCAAAAUCUUGAAGGUUUAAAUAGUGGUUAUUGAGAUUGAGAUUGAGGCUCCUAUGACUAGUGUUGUUGGAUUAUGAUGAUGUAUUGUAGUGUGAUAUGAGUGCCAUUCUUUACUACUAUUAUUAUUCUCUUGCAUUUUUAUGUAAAUUUUCAAAUAGCAAGAGGUGAGUUUGAUGAG